CCCAAACCGACUCAAAAUCUUGUUCCCGCAGCUUCAUAAUUAGCUUUCCCAAUUCUCUCGUCAGAGGAGCUCCGUACAUCUCCGUCGUGUGAAACCCUAGACUCCGAUAUCAGGCAGAGAUGCAAAACUCGAGGACCGCUCCGGUCUCUGAAGCGAAGAGAAGAAGGAAGAUUCAUAACCCAAAGCAACAACAACCUUUGACUCCGUUACCACCAAGAAUCGGGAAGAAGGCUUCGUCAGGGACCAAACCGGACCGAGUUUACGCGGUUUCACAUCAAACCGAGAUGUUUAGUUCAGAUUCAUCAGAGUAUAGGGCACUGAGGCGCAGCUAUCUGCUGCUAGAGGAAGACAGCGUCGCGCUGGAGAGAGAGUUGAAGGAAGUUGAAGAUGAGGUUAAAGCACUUGAAGAUGAGAAAGUUGAGCUCUUGGAUAAACUCGUUGUAAUGGAAGGUCUAGUUUGAUCCUUGAUGAUUACAAAGUCUAGGUGGCUCAUUCAUGUAUGUACAAACCAACUUCAUAUAUAGUAUAAAAGAAGUUAUUAAUCUUUAUGUGAAUCCCACUUCUUGUGUUGUCUUCGA
This is a messenger RNA of Brassica oleracea var. oleracea, 578 nucleotides long. RefSeq lists its product as uncharacterized. The transcript has 2 exons. Bases 120 to 461 code for a protein of 113 amino acids. The record is from RefSeq and is a predicted model, not a curated record. Lineage: Eukaryota; Viridiplantae; Streptophyta; Magnoliopsida; Brassicales; Brassicaceae.